Molecule: messenger RNA, 2666 nt
Organism: Pelodiscus sinensis (Chinese soft-shelled turtle)
Lineage: Eukaryota; Metazoa; Chordata; Testudines; Trionychidae
Gene: SLC15A3
Product: solute carrier family 15 member 3
Biological process (GO): transmembrane transport
Cellular component (GO): membrane
Molecular function (GO): transmembrane transporter activity
Source: RefSeq, a predicted model, not a curated record
AUGCUGCCCAAGAGGAGCGCCAGCCCCUGCUGCGGCAGGAGGGGGCCCCAGCUGGGGGUUUAUGGGCCGCCUUCGAGGGCCGGAAGGCAGCCUGCGCGGCCGUGCUGCUGGUGGAGAUCCUCCAACCUCGUCCUUUACCUCAACAGCAGCAACUUCAACUGGGGGGGGUCGCAGGCUUCGCGGGCCACCCUCCUCUUCUUGGGCGCCUCCUACCUGCUCUCGCCCGUGGGGGGCUGGCUGGCCGACGUCUACCUGGGCCGCUACUGGACCAUCGUGCUGAGCUUCCUGCUCUACGUGGCGUCGGCCUGCCUGCUGCCCGCCACGGCCUCCUCGGACGGGCGGCUUUUCUUCUGCGGGGAGAUGCCAACCUACGACUUGCAGAAGUCCUGCCAGAACCAGAGCGGUCAGUGCCAGCAGUCUGCGCCCGGCCAGUACUGCGCCCCCCUGAUGUACACCGGCCUGCUGCUGCUGGCCCUGGGCAUCAGCUCCGUCAAAGCCAACCUCACCCCUUUCGGCGCUGAUCAGGUGACUGACCGUGGCCGCGACGCCACACGGCGCUUUUUCAACUGGUUCUACUGGAGCAUUAACAUCGGGGCGGUGAUCGCGCUGCUCGUGGUGGCCUUCAUCCAGCAGAACAUCGACUUCCUCAUCGGUUACACCAUCCCCACCGCCUGCGUGAUCCUGGCCCUCCUCGUCUUCCUCGUGGCUGCCCCCACCUUCAUCCCCCAGCCCCCCACGGGCAGCCAGGUCUCCACCAUGCUCAGGCUGGCCUUCCGGGGCAGGUGCCACGGCCGAGCGCGACGCACCAGGCUGGGCCCUCUCCAGUCGGAAACCCAGGACCCGGAUGUCCUCCCCGAUGGCAAAUCGCAGCCCUGGGCCCCUUCGCCGGAGGAGGAUCUUGCCAACUUCCAGGUGAUGGCCAAGAUCCUGCCGGUGCUACUGACCUUCAUUCCCUACUGGAUGGUCUACUUCCAGAUGCAGUCGACUUACUAUCUGCAAGGCCUGCACCUCUUCAUCCCCAACAUCUUCCAGCACAACAGCACAGGCAGCAGCUACGCGUUCCCUGAUGCCUGGCUCUUGUUAGCCAAUGUGGUGGUCCUGCUGGUUCUGGUCCCGCUGAAGGAUCGAGUGAUUGACCCGUUCCUGGUGAGGCGGAAGCUGCUGCCCUCGGCACUGAAGAGGAUGGCUCUGGGCAUGUUCUUCGGUCUCACCUCUAUCAUUGUGGCAGGUGUCCUGGAGACCAAGAGGCUGCAGUUUGUGAAGAACAACCAGACCAUCCAGCAGCAUAUUGGUGAGGACAUAUACACAGCUGCCUCCCUGCCCAUCUGGUGGCAGAUUCCCCAGUACCUGCUCAUUGGCAUCAGCGAAAUCUUCGCCAGCAUUCCAGGCCUGGAAUUUGCCUACUCAGAGGCCCCCAAGUCCAUGCAAGGAGCCAUCAUGGGGCUCUUUUUCUUCAUUUCUGGCGUGGGCUCGCUCCUGGGCUCGGGGCUGCUGACUCUCCUCUCGGUGCCAGAGCACGGCUGGAUGCACUGUCCCGAGGACUUCGGGAACAUUAACAAUUGCCACAUGGACUAUUACUUCUUCCUCCUGGCUGGGAUCCAGACGGUGACCUGCGUGCUCUUUUUCUGGAUUUCUGUUCGCUAUGAGAGGCAGCCGCCCCACAACUGCCGCGCCUGUGUGGGCCCCGAGGGGGACUGAGGGCACCCUACCCCUCCUCCAACUGCCCCUGUCCACUCUGUGACUUGGGCUGGUGGGUGGAGCUGUGCCCAGGCAGGACAGCUGGAUUAGCACCUUCUCUGGAGAAUGGGGAGGAGGAAAGACCCUCCCUAGCAGGACACCAGGUGGGGGGGUAGGGACAGAUCCACAGGGGCUGCUGUAAGUGGCAGGAGGAGGGGAGCUCAGGGCCUCCUCCUUUUUCCUUGCUGGAGGCCCUUGUGAAAUCUAGUCCUGCCUCCUUGGCUACCCUCAGUCAAAGAUCCCCCCCAGUACCCAGAAUUCCUAAGGACGCCCUCUCUUGCCUGGGUCCUGACUUGCCCCAUCACCAGUAAUGGGUUAAAUCCACAGUCAGAAGGAACUGGACAUGAAGGGCUGGGGGGAUGAAUCCCAGAUGGAAGAUUUGCACCAUGCUGUGCAUGGGGGCACCGUCUCCUCAGAUUGCACAAAAUCAGGCUCAACUGGGCAAAAGCUGGACCUGACCUGAUAAAAUGGCCGGUGGGCCCUCCCCACGGCCAUGGCCCUCGUUACAAAGUAAUGCCAAAGGGGCUCGUCGGGGAAGAGGCUGGCAGUGGUGGGUUUUGCCUGGCUGGUCUCUUGAGAUUGGUCCAGGUAGAGGGGGUUGGUAAAGAUGGGCUUGGAGACUGCAGGCGUGGAUUUAUUCCGGUUGGAGGAGUGCACUGGUGGUGCGUAAAGGCAUUCCCAGCCCACAGCACAUGGUGGGGAAGACAGAGGGGUAAUUGCAGUGCCUUGAAGCGCUCAGCCAGCAGCCUCCACUACGGGGGAUCCCCCAUUUGCAGGCUUAAAGGCAUAGAUUCCUGCAUGAGACGCCUUCGGCAGGGCCAGUGAGGGAACUGGCCGCUGCUUUUCUUGGCAAUGAAAAAGGAAGGAUCAUCGGGGCAGGCUGUGAAACACGCUGGAGUUGCCAGCAGAGGGGAGAGGAAGCUGGGGCA